Anopheles coluzzii is the source of this 2856-nucleotide messenger RNA. It is a transcript of the gene WASp, whose product is annotated as neural Wiskott-Aldrich syndrome protein. NCBI's taxonomy places the organism in Eukaryota, Metazoa, Arthropoda, Insecta, Diptera, Culicidae. Gene Ontology annotation, cellular component: plasma membrane. Gene Ontology annotation, biological process: regulation of Rho protein signal transduction; actin filament organization. Gene Ontology annotation, molecular function: actin binding; small GTPase binding. The record is from RefSeq and is a predicted model, not a curated record. The coding region runs from base 342 to 2000 and encodes 552 amino acids. The transcript is spliced from 9 exons.
CAGCUGGGAAGUUAGCAAAACAUUCGCAGUCUCGGGUCAGUAUUGGGUGGUAGAUGUGAUGGGAUUGAAUCAAUUUGCCUGCUCCUCUCUCUCUGUGGGCCGUCUGUAGUGGAAAACAGUGCAGACCAAAUUGUAGUGACAAUAGUGACAAAACAGCAACAACAGAAAACAGCAACGUGCGCGCGUGGAUCGGCCCGGAUUUGUGGCGACGAGAGGCUUCCUCCAAAUAAGGGGUGCGCGGCUGCGGCUGGGUGGUAUUUACAUCCGGGGGGGGGGGAGCGAACCAUACCGGAAGCGUUGCUGACUCGUGCAAACGCUCUGAACAGCCAGGAAAAGCAGGCAUGAAACAACCGGCGGGUGGAGAGAAUGCGGUUGACCGGAACUCGUCCUCGGCCAGCAAAGCGAACCGGCCCAGCACGCUGCUGACGAACGACGAAAAUGACCAGCUUUUCCGCCUGCUCGGCCGUCGAUGUCAGUCGCUCAGCACGGCGGUGGUGCAGCUGUACACGACCCAGUCGCCGGCCCACGCCUCCUGGGUGAAGCGGUGCACCGGUGCGCUCUGCUUCAUCAAGGACAACAUCCGCAAGUCGUACUACUUCCGGCUGUACUGUCUCAAGGCGAACCAGAUGGUGUGGGAGCAGGAGCUGUACGAGAAGAUCGAGGUGACGCAACCGAAACCGUACCUAAUCACGUUCGAGGGACAGGAUGGUAUAGUGGCAUUUAACUUUGCUACCGAGGACGAAGCGGCUGCGGUGAUGAACACGACCCUUACCACCAUUCACAAUCGCAACCGGAGGCGCGACGAGCGUAUCAAGCGCAACAACACGCGGAAGGAUCCGCCACCGGCCAGGCCACCACCGCUGCAAACGAUACCGGGCGGUGGAACCGGCUCGAACAUUCCCGAUGCAGACCUGGGUGUCACCUAUCGGAACAAGCAACCGUUUGCGAGCCCCUUUUCCGGGCCGGCAGUGCCGCCGAUGCAGCAGGGAGCACAGCCGCUGGCUGCCGUCGCUCCGAGCCUGGGCAGCGCACUGCACCAGAAGCCGCGCAAGGUCAAGGGCAUGGGCAAGCUGCAGAAGUCCGACAUCGGGUCGCCGUCCAACUUCAAGCACGUGACGCACGUCGGCUGGGACCCGCACAGUGGCUUCGAUUUGAUCGGCGCGCAGGAAUCGCUCAAACCGUUCCUCGAGAAGGCGGGCGUCGGGGAUCAGCACCUGAAGGAUCGCGAUACGUGCGCGUUUAUCUACGACUUCAUCCAGACGAACAACGUGCUCGACACGGUCAAGUCGGAGCAGAGCAGCGGCCGCAAGCAGAAGCCUCCGGCGCCACCGCCCGUACCGCAUCCGCCGCCGCCGAGCGUGCCGGGCGGAAACCACCACCACCAGAACGGGCAGACGCGCAAUCCGCCGCCGCCGCCGCCGCACCGCACGCUGCCGCCGCUACCGCCGACCACGCCGCCGAAGGUGGCGCCGCCGGCUAUGCGACCGCCCCCGAUGCAGCCCCCGCCGGCCGUCGCUGCUGCCCCUGCGCCACCGCCGCCCCCGCCGAUGCCGGUCGGGCCUGUGCCGCCGCCGCCGCCCCCGAUGAUGCCGUCUCUCAAGCCGCCCGCCCCGGCCAUCCCCGGCGGCGGUGGAUCGGCCGGCGGCGGCGGCUCGGAUGAGGGUGGCGAUGCCCGCUCCGCCCUGCUCGACAGCAUACGCAAGGGCACUACGCUCAAGAAAGUGGACCAAAGCGCACACAGCAGUACCGGCAGUGGCGACAUGCGGAACGAUUUGAUGACGGAGAUACAGCAGGGCUUCCAGCUGCGCCCGGUCGCCAACCGGGAGCUGAACGCGGAACGCAACAGUGGCGGCGCGGGAGGAGGUGGCACCGGUGACGUCGGCACCGAUGCGCUGGCCGAUGCGCUGCGCCGCGCCCUGGCCGAACGGGGCCGCGUCAUUCGACCCUCGGACGAGGAUGACAGUGAUUCCAAUUCCAACAACACCGACUGGGAGGACUAGAGCAACAGCCCAAAAAAAAAAAGCAGCAGCGGCGGUGUUGUUUCUUACAUUGUUUUUUUUUUCUGCAGGUGUUUUUAUUUUAGCAUUUAAUUCUUUAUUUUUUACAUUUUUACGUCGUGCAUCCGCAAUGCGUGCGUUAGCCGAAUUUGUUAAACCUGUCGUGUUUUUUCGCGUUUGUAUUAAGCAUUCCCCGUGUAAUAACGCCGCUUUGUUUACAUUUUUAUUGGACAUACGAAGAGAAAACAAUAAGUACUGUUGAACUACUACUACUUACUAUCAGCAUGCUGUUUGCCAAACGUGUGCAGCAUCGUUUCGUUUAUAUUUUCGUGGGAUAUGAAUAGUGUCCUCGUUUUGCAAAGCUCAUAAUACAGAACAAAAAGUGCAUUAUUUACACGCAGACUAAAAAAAACCGGUAGUACUCCCUAUUGCUUUAUUUGGGUACUUCAUCAUUGUUCUGAAAGUUUGUUAAUAUUGAGAUGCAAAUUGUUCAACAAAAAAAAACAAGUAAUUGUGUUUACUUUGAAUUCAGCGCCUUUUAACACAUCAUGCGUACGGUAGGUGCCUAUCAGAAUUAACAAAAACAUUAUAAUCGCAAUUUUUUUCUGUUGUUGCUCAAUGUGGUCGUGCGUUGGGGCGGAAAACCCAAAAACAUUCACGCGUCCAAUGCACAGAAAGCUGUUGUACUUUUUUUUUUGUCCUUUCCCAAAUGGAACCAUUAAAACAGAAACACGCUUGUUAUUUAACUUUGUCAAAGUUAUGAGGAAAUGAUAAACUGAUCACGCGAUAGAGCCGGUUGUAAUUAAUGAUCAUUUGUAAUUGCAAAUACUAUAAUAAAAUACUGUUCUAUUCACAUUAA